AUGGUGUUCACCGGCGGGCGAAGAGGCGGUAAUUCUGCGAAACGGAGAAAAGUCGAUGACAUGUCAUCGUCACAGCCAACGGCCGCGGUGGACGUCUAUUUCAUUACUGGAGAAAACUUACGCAGACAAGAUUUCCAGCCGUUCGUCACUUCGACUGGCUCGGGUGGCUCAGACAGCUCCGCCACCGCUGCUCAACCUGCAGGCCCCACGUCGGACUCUGGAUCGUCCGGCUCGUCUUCCCAGGACUCCCCUACAGCAUCUGCUUCCGAUUCGAGCUCGAGCGCUGCAAGUGAUAGUUCCUCCGCAUCAUCAGAUACAACCACUCCUCCACCAUCUUCAUCUCCGACGUCCAGCAGCACCAGCCCAAGCUCGACCCCGCCUACACAGUCAUCUACACCCUCAUCAACACCUUCGGCCACACCUUCUUCAACACGGUCCGUCACGUCGUCUGGUACAUCUUCGAGUGCAUCCACGUCUUCAAAUAUACCGUCGCCCUCCUCAAAUUCUUCAUCCGCCACGCCGACCUCCACGCCGACCUCCACACCGUCUUCUAACUCUCAGACGUCUUCCAGUUCAAUAUCCACACCACCCCCCACGAGCAGCACAAGUAGCAAUGGCACUGAGGUGUGGGUUACGUCGAAGAUUGUUAUCUCGUCAAACGGAGUCCCAAUCAGUACCGUUUACACGACCUUCCCUUCUACCUUAGCUGACUCUUCGUCCGGAAUGUCGACUGCGACAAGGCGCGGCGUAAUUAUUGGAAGCGUCGUCGGCGGAGUGGCUUUUAUUGGCCUGAUAUUUGCUGUGGUGUUCUUCUACCGGCGACACCAACACAAGAAACUAAACUUCUUCAGGAGGGAGCCGCGCCCGCGUCGCAGCAUGUUGCUCGAGGGCGAGGACAUGGACGAUUACGACCUCGGCCCGCGCAUGCAGUCGUACCAAGACUAUCCCAGCUCGAUGGAUCCGCGCACACAGUCGUACUCUCAUGCACCAUCGCCAUUGCCGGAAACGGUCAUGGUCGCGCGCAACACGCCUUCCCCGCACCUACUCGGCCUGCGCGCCUCCGACUCCGGCUCGAUCUUCCAGGAGGCGGUGUGGCCUCCGCCGAAGACUCUCGUCGACCCACUCAUAUCCGAGUCCGACGAUCUGCACCGCAUCAUCGACGACGUUAUGGGUCCCAGCAACGCCUCACCAUUCGGUGCGGGCGCAAGCGUGAGGACAGCAGCGAGCGCGAGCGCGAGCACGCUUCCGCGCACGCACGCUCGCGCAAUGCAUAGCGUGUCAUCGGACGACUCCCCCAGCGGCCAUGGGCGCUCUACCUCGCAGACUGCGCUGCUUCCGCCUGACUCACCAGGGUCGCCGACGUUCCCCCGCUCUGCUCCGCUCUUUGUCACGAACAUGGGGUCGCCGACUUCGACUGGGUCGCCCCCGCUCCCUGGCCGCACCACCCGCUGGCUGGAGCGCUCGCCGAAGAAGGUGAGCAGGGAGGUCAGGGAGGAGGACGAAGGCGAGUUUGUUAUGGGGGAGGCGCUUUAA
Messenger RNA from Sparassis crispa, 1533 nucleotides. RefSeq lists its product as hypothetical. NCBI's taxonomy places the organism in Eukaryota, Fungi, Basidiomycota, Agaricomycetes, Polyporales, Sparassidaceae. The record is from RefSeq and is a predicted model, not a curated record. The coding region runs from base 1 to 1533 and encodes 510 amino acids. The transcript has 4 exons.